AUAAAAGAAAGCAGUGAAAGAAGAAUGUGUCUAAAAUAUUGAAACUGGAACUUUGUAACUGUUUUGGCUGUUAAUUAUAUUAUGUAUGAACUAAUUGAUUCCAUAUAAUAAUUUUGGUUAUAAUUAGUAAAUUAGUGCUUGUUGAAUGCUUUGAAUAAUUUUAAGUCGAAAUGCUCAAUUUAAAUUGUGUUAUUUGUGCUGAGCUGUUCGUCGCCUCGGAUGAUGUGCGUGCAACCAACUGCGGCCAUAUGUUUCACAUAACAUGCUUAAAACAGUGGAUGGAACGAUCGAAAUCAUGCCCCCAGUGUCGAACUAAAUGUACGGAUCGUAAUAUAUUCCGCAUUUAUUUCAACUUGGCUAAUCUGGAUGUAAGUACUAUCGACGUGGGAUCACUGCAAGAGCAAGUGGACAACGCUAGUCUGCAACUAAAAAUGAAGGAAAAAGAGAUGAAUAAAGCGGAACAACAAAUUAAAGAGCUUAAGGAAUGCCAAAUUAAAGCAGCGAAAACAAUCCAAGCAAUGGAACAAAGAAUAAAGAAAAAUGAUUUCGUAAUACUUACAUAUUCGGAACAGCUAAAAAUCUUUAAGACUGAAGCAAAGAUGGCCGAUGACUUACGCAAAGAGGUGGAACGCCUAAAGCAACAAAUCAAAACAAUAGAGUCAGUACAAUCAGUGCUCGCCGCAACAACGGCAGAAGCUGAAAAAAUGCUCAAAAUCGAAAAGGAUCCUGUGCGACUGUGCACCUGGGUAGCUGCACUGAAGCGCGAACUUCGCACAUGUGAAACAAAGAAAACUGAUUUGCGCCGGGCUAUGAAAGUUAUGCAGGACAAUUUGCGACAAGAAAUGGCUACUAAAAAGUCUUUUGAGGAGCGCAUUUCACAAUUGGAAAGUGAAAACUAUCAAUUACAAGAGAAAGUAAAAGUACUAGAAAACAAAGGGCCAACAAGUUUCAUGCCAGACCAUCGCAGGCAAAGCACAGAAUCCGCGCCCAUUCCGUUGCCGGAAAAACGUCAAACAUUAUCGCCCACUGUGAAGGAAAAUCUGAAGAAGAUUGAAGACUCAAAUUCUCCUUAUCUCAAUAUUAAGUCCAGCAGUAUAGGCCUGCUGCCGUUGUUCAAACGCAAUCAAGACGAUCUGCCAGAGCGAACGGGUGUUACAACUACGAAAUUGGCGACAUUAAAAAUAUCACCAAGAAAGACAGAUAAAGACAGUGCCACUAAAGGAAUCAGUAGCAGCUUGGGAAUACUACGCAAAGCUCAAAGUGAUAUCACAGAAAAGUAUUCCAUCAUGAAGAAGCCGCGGCUGGCAAUUAGCUCUUCUUUAUCAACAGCUAAACAUUUUGGCAUGAAUUUCGAACCGAGCAGUACGCGAGCCGUAUCGCCCACAAUGCCAAGGCCAAUCGGAAGUAAUUUAGAUAGUCGUCUAAAAGCUGGUGGCUUGCGCAAGUUUAAGUUAAACAAAUGAUGUCUGCAAGUGGGCAUGCAUUUAAAGAAACUAAUUAGUACCUAUCAUGUAUUUAAUUUAGAUAUUUAUUAUUAAAGAAAAACUUUGUAUAUUA
Messenger RNA from Bactrocera dorsalis (oriental fruit fly), 1557 nucleotides. RefSeq names its product E3 ubiquitin-protein ligase TRAIP (gene nopo). Lineage: Eukaryota; Metazoa; Arthropoda; Insecta; Diptera; Tephritidae. The record is from RefSeq and is a predicted model, not a curated record. Bases 171 to 1463 code for a protein of 430 amino acids. The transcript is spliced from 9 exons.